This is a messenger RNA of Pseudomassariella vexata, 2520 nucleotides long. RefSeq lists its product as uncharacterized. NCBI's taxonomy places the organism in Eukaryota, Fungi, Ascomycota, Sordariomycetes, Amphisphaeriales, Pseudomassariaceae. Gene Ontology annotation, cellular component: nucleus. Gene Ontology annotation, molecular function: exonuclease activity; nucleic acid binding. The record is from RefSeq and is a predicted model, not a curated record. Bases 1 to 2520 code for a protein of 839 amino acids. The transcript has 2 exons.
AUGGACCCCUUGGUAAAAGUCAUGGUGGAAGCUAGCAUCUACUUUGGUGAGCGUGGCGACUUCGCCUAUAGCUUAGCCCUCUCCUGUUUCCUCGCUCUGAACAGCGACCCUUUCAGAAACCCUGCCCCGUUUAGUCCGCAACGGAUCAAGGGAUUACUCAUGAUUUCCAAGCUUCUAAGCCAUACGGGCGCAGAGUCAGCUUCAGCACAACCGGGAAAUGACGGGUCAGUAAGGUCGAGACUUGCGCAAUCCUUAAUGAGGAUGGAUCAGGCGACCAUGGCUCAGGCAAUCCUGCGAAUGGCUGUCCACUAUGGUCCUUUGGCGCAUUCGGAAGAAUGGCAGGUGUAUCGAGAAGCGAGCCAGCUGCUGAAAGAUAUAGAGAGUCUGCCAGGUCGGGAGAAGGAAUGUGCUGCCAUCAAAUUUUGGGUGAAGGAGCAAAAUGAUCUGGAAGCCUCCAACGCAAUUGGCAACUGGGACACGCCCGGCACGGUUAAAAACACAACGGCCGACGCAACAACAAGCACAAGUACUAGCGCAAGCGAAGCGACCAGCCUGAAGCGCUCCAAGCCACAUGACGAAGACGAGGACGACGGUGGUGGAUGGCAGACUGUCGGCAAGAAACAUCGAACGAGGAAGCACAAGAAGAUCCCCAAAACCGACUCGUCCAACUACCCCUCCAUCACCUUCAACUAUAAUGCCAAGCUUCAGUCCAAGGUCUCGCUGGAACAAUUGCGCAAUCUCAUACUGUACAUCUUUGCGGAAGGUCCAGGCCCAAGCUGGGUUUCUAUCGCCCAUCGACCCCAGUUCAGGAAGAUCGUCACGUUGAUGAUUCCUGGGUUGGAAGAGGCUAUGUUCAAGCAAGAUAUUGACUUUGCAACCUACGCAGACCAGGCCAGAUGUGUCGAUGAGAAACCGCGCGUCAUCACAAGUCCCGAUGACUAUUACCCUCGACUUCUCAAGAAGGGCGAGCUACCUGAAGUUCUGCAACCCUUUGCCGACUUUUUCCCCCAUCUUUGGCCUAUAAAGACUCCGGCCGACGAAAAGCGUGGGCAACUACGGUCGCCGAUGGGCACCAUGUUGACUGCCCCUCUCGAGAAGUCUCAGGAGUUGAGGGGUCCGAAGGGUGCGGUGCGGCAAGCAAAUGAACCUAAGGGGUGGAAAGACCAGCGCACUCGGAUCACGGAAUUCUUACUCAUGCCCGAGGACUUUAUACCAAAUGGAUACGUCCUUCAUCCGGCACUGAUUAGUGAUGCAGAGCGCCGCAAGGAGUUCAAAGAUCAGGAAGGCUGGGUCCACACAAGAGUAGAGAAUCUAGAAGAUGGCGACGUCCCGGAGGCUGAGAUUGAGCAAGGCUCCAUCACGGCUGGCCGCGAAAUUUUGGGCCUCGAUUGUGAGAUGUGCAUGACAGGUGAAAACGAGUUCUCCCUCACCAGAAUCAGUCUAGUAAACUGGGAUGGGACCGUGGUUAUGGAUAAACUGGUCAAGCCCGACAAGCCUAUCACCAACUACGUUACCCAGUGGUCUGGUAUCACGAAAGAGAUGAUCGAUCCUAUAACGACCACUCUCAAGGACAUUCAGUCAGAAUUGCUGGAAAUUCUUCAUCCUAGGACUAUUCUCGUUGGUCAUUCAUUAGACUCGGAUCUCAAGGCCAUGCAGAUGACACACCCUUUUAUUGUUGAUACAGCAAUUCUCUUCCCCCACGUCCGCGGACCGCCGCUGAAGAACAGCCUGAAAUUCCUCACCCAGCGGUUUCUCAAACGAGAAAUCCAAAAAGGUGUCUUGGGCCACAACCCGACGGAGGACGCAAAAGCAUGUCUAGACCUCGUCAAGCAGAAGUGUGAGAAAGGCAAGGCAUGGGGAGCCAAUGAGCUGCAGGGCGAGAACCUGUUCCGCCGCCUCCACCAAGCCGGAACAGCAUAUCGUGCCAAUGGAGGUGUUGAGGCCACAGGCGGCGCAAAGAUCGGCAAAUCCAGUGCCAUGGUAGAUUGGGGGGAUCCCAUGAAAGGACCAGGAGCCGCUUCGACGUAUGCCAUCGGCUGCAAGUCGGAUGAUGAGGUCGUCGAAGGCAUUUUCCGAGCAGUGAAAGGCGACCCAGCAGCAGAGGAAAUUCCCUUCGGUGGUGCCGAUUUCGUAUUCGCGCGCUUCCGGGAGCUUGAGGCACUGCAGGGAUGGUGGAACCGCAACCGAUCCGGCGCCGAUCCCGACUUUCUCGCACCCCCUGACAUGGAUAGUGGCUCGUCAUCAGACCUCAAGACGUGCCUGGAGAAGUUGACGGCCAAUCUGAAGAAAAUUCACGAAGCGCUGCCUCCUUGCACCGCGUUCAUCGUCUUCAGCGGUAGUGGCGACCCUCGCGAGAUGGCGCGGCUACAAGCAAUGCAUACCCAACACAAGCGUGAGUAUAACACUCCGGGUAGCAAAUGGGACGAGCUCAGCGUCAAGUGGACCGACACGGAGGACCAGGCACUGAAGAAAGCCGUCCAAAAUGCGAGAAAUGGAAUUGGCUUUAUUGGCGUUAAAUAA